Melanotaenia boesemani (Boeseman's rainbowfish) is the source of this 1919-nucleotide messenger RNA. RefSeq names its product erythropoietin a (gene epoa). Gene Ontology annotation, cellular component: extracellular region. The coding region runs from base 216 to 773 and encodes 185 amino acids. The transcript has 5 exons. Gene Ontology annotation, biological process: nucleate erythrocyte development. Lineage: Eukaryota; Metazoa; Chordata; Actinopteri; Atheriniformes; Melanotaeniidae. Gene Ontology annotation, molecular function: erythropoietin receptor binding; hormone activity; cytokine activity. The record is from RefSeq and is a predicted model, not a curated record.
AGUGAUGCAAAGUGUGGUAGGUGAGUGCUCUGUCCAGCAGCACGGGGCUGUUUUUUUUACACGGACCCACAUGCCGGGCGGACUACCCCGGAGGGCAGCGCACUUGGUUGCAUUUUGGACCUGUUGGAUAUUUGGCUGGUGCCUCUAAGCGUGAAGCCGGUGCACAUAUUUAAUUAUCUCACAAUGGUUUUAAAAGAUGCGGCACCUUUUCGCGAAUGUUGCGGAAAACGGGUAGAGGACUGUUUGCCUUGCUGUUGAUAGUGCUGGAGUGGACCCGCCCAGGCCUACCAUCCCCACUAAGGCCAAUCUGUGACCUGAGGGUCCUGAACCAUUUCAUCCAGGAAGCCCGAGACGCAGAAGUUGCUAUGAAGUCGUGUAGAGAAGGAUGUGGCCUAUCAGAGUCUGUCUCUGUUCCCCAAACAACAGUCAACUUUGAUGACUGGGAAAAGAAAAGUGCACUGGAAAAAGCCCAGGAAGUGCAGACUGGUUUGUGGCUUUUACAACAGGACCUCAGCUCACUGCAGACAUCAGUCACCAACACAGCACUAAACAGCCACAUAGACAACACUGUCAGAAACCUGCUCAGCAUCAACGCUGUGCUGCGUAGCCUCAAUAUCCAGGAAUAUACCCCGACAGCAACUACAGAGAGCCUAGAGGGAACAUGGAGGGUGUCCUCAGCAGCAGAAUUGCUUCAAGUCCAUGUCAACUUCCUGCGAGGCAAAGUGCGCCUUCUUCUUUUGGAUGCACCAGCUUGUCAGCAAGAUGUCAGCUGAUAAGUUGAUUACCCUACUCCAGGCUAAAGUCAUUUGUGUUUCCAAAAGUACAAGGAGGAAAUUGACACUUAACCUGCGCACUGGGUGCUGGAUGCAGCGUGGGAAGAGAAGCACACAGCAGUACUCAGGAGGAAGCUGAAAGGAAAGGACAGUCCCAGCAAGGCUAUGGAUGGACGGAGAUGACUGCACCUUGGAAUGUAGAUGUGACUCGUGGACAUGUUGAAGCACACACUGACCAGAAUGAUGCCUUUGGGAAGCACUGCUCCAACAGCUGUUCUACGGGCACUGUGUUGCACUUUGUGUGUGGAUGUACCUGUGUGUGUGUGUGUGUGUGUGUGAGGGAGAGAGAGUUUCUGUGGAUCUGGUGUGUAUGUGUCUGUUUCCGGUGAGUUUGACCCCGACACUCAUCUUUUGCAGAGUGAAAUGUGGAGUGAAAGACCCAGAAAAUAUUGAUUGCACCUGGAAAUUUGCAGACUUUGAAGUUGCAAAGAGGCAAAAAUGAAUGAAAAUUCACCCAGCAUGCCUUUAACAUCCAACAUCUAUGCCUAACAGAAAUAUGAGCCUCACCUGUCGGAAUUGGUCAGUAAAUAAUUUAAUAUUUUUUAAGUUGUGUAAUAACUAUUUAUACUGAUUUUCUAAUUUUAAGCUCCAGUCUUUAGGUUAGUUGCAGGUCCUUAAGAUUUUAGGUGGUCUCUCUUUGUCUCACUCUCUUGUGCCACUGAACAUUUGCACAUUUGCAAAGGUAUUCUCAUUAUUUGCAAUGGCAAGCUGCUCUUCCUUUUUGUAAAAAUUGUAUGUAUCCUAACAUGUCAAUGCAUGUUCUCUCCAAGAACAGAAGCUACAAGGCUGAUGUUGAAUUUUGGUUGUAAUGAGAGAGCAAAAGGUCAGAGUGGAGGGACACAUGGGAACUGUGAAACUGUUGUUUUUCUGUCUAACCCCAACACUCAACCGUCUCCAUACACUGAUAGCCAGACUGCAUGGAAAAAAAUUACAAUUGACAUCCUGUGGAGCUGUAAUUGCAAAUAACUUUCCAGAACCUGACGCUAACACUGUGCCCCUCCCCCGCCAUUGUUCGUCAUCAAGGCAGACAAGCAAUCAGCUCGUCCUGGGAACUUGAGGCUUUCUUUAUAAGGGAUACUCAACCAU